AUGGGCUUGUCCAAGCUCCGAAGCAGCUUUAAGAUCGACUACAGCCAGCAGGAUGGUGUCUUCAAGUUUGUGAGGAAGCUGCUUGCCCUGCCAUUUCUACCAGAGGAACAGAUUCCCGUCGCGUUCCACGCACUGAAGGAGACCGUCACCAGCGAGGGACUGAUACACAUGACCAACUACAUCGAGAGGACCUGGAUCAACGGCGACAUCUGGACCCCAUCAUCGCGGACCGUCUACCGUAUGGCUGUGAGGACAAACAACGACGUCGAAGGAUGGCACCACCGCAUCAACAGGAGAGCCCAGAAGUCCAGCCUGCCCUUCUAUGUGCUUGUUAUUCUACUCUACAAGGAAACCGCCAGCAUCCCGACCCAACUGAAGAUGAUCAGCGAGGGAAAACUCCGGAGAUACCAACGAAAGACUACAAGACUUCUACAGUGCCACAUCAACCAACUUUGGGACAACUACAACGAUGGAUCCAUCAGCGCCAGCCAACUACUGAAGAAGUGUGGACAGAUCUACAACGGACAGUGAAGAAGGAAAACGUGCCGAAAUUUGUGAUUAAAGUGAAAAUAAUUGUGAUUGAAAGAAGAUAGUGAUUAAAAUAAAUAUUAUUGUUUAUAUUAUUUAUGAUUUGUUUUCAAUA
This is a messenger RNA of Saccostrea cuccullata (small rock oyster), 643 nucleotides long. RefSeq lists its product as uncharacterized. The transcript has 2 exons. The coding region runs from base 1 to 531 and encodes 176 amino acids. The record is from RefSeq and is a predicted model, not a curated record. NCBI's taxonomy places the organism in Eukaryota, Metazoa, Mollusca, Bivalvia, Ostreida, Ostreidae.